Molecule: messenger RNA, 595 nt
Organism: Impatiens glandulifera
Lineage: Eukaryota; Viridiplantae; Streptophyta; Magnoliopsida; Ericales; Balsaminaceae
Product: dirigent protein 22-like
Exons: 1
Coding region: 11-595 (194 amino acids)
Source: RefSeq, a predicted model, not a curated record
AAAAAUAGAGAUGGGAAAAUACUUGAGCACUAUGGUUAUGGUGAUUCUUUACUCCAUAAUAAUGAUGGCUUUACCGACGGUUAAAUCCGUCGCUGAAGAUCCAGAAGCUGUGGAAGCAUGGUUCGACAAUCUCAAGUACAAGAAAGAAAAAACGACUAAACUUCAUUUCUAUUUUCACGACACAAUCACGGGACAAAACAUAACGGCGACAAAAGUGGCCCAAGCCACUUUCACCGACAAAUCUCCAUCCAGAUUCGGGGAGGUGUACGUAAUGAACGAUCCGUUGACGGUUGGGCCAGAUAUCAACUCCGAGCAAUUGGGCCGAGCCCAAGGAAUCUUUGUAUCGUCUGAUUUUGAUGAGGUAAGUUUUCUUAUGACUCUCAACUAUGUAUUCACAUCUGGACCUUAUAACGGUAGCACUUUGAGCAUUUUGGGACGUAACCCAAUCUUUCAUACUUAUCGUGAAAUGUCGAUUGUUGGAGGGUCGGGUAUUUUUCGAUUGGCGAGAGGAAUUGCAACCGCAAAGACGUAUUGGGUUAAUGCGACGGCAUUUAAUGCAAUUGUGGAGUACCAUGUCGUCGUUCUUCACUAUUGA